This is a messenger RNA of Cuscuta campestris, 1356 nucleotides long. The record is from the annotation of a GenBank genome assembly. NCBI's taxonomy places the organism in Eukaryota, Viridiplantae, Streptophyta, Magnoliopsida, Solanales, Convolvulaceae.
AGAAAAACCAAAAAAAAUAUAUGUACUUGACUUACGGUUUUUUAAUUGUCCAUGCAAAUUCCAUAAUUAUUUACUUUUGAAAAUCUGGAUUUGUAAACUCGAAAACUAAAAAAAGUUGUGAAUUGAAAAUUUUGAUUUGAAAUCCCGUUCUUCUUAUUCUUUCUCUUGUUCCCGCCCUCGACCUAAUCAAGCCGCCUGGGUUUUCAAGAGCCGGGAUUUUGCAACGAUGAGGACGAUGUUGAGGCCCCGCGAUCAUCUGGCCGUCCUCGUCGACGCCGGCAAGUUCCGCACGCUUUUCACACACUCCGUCAAAGCGCAUACCACGACGUCUCGAUCUCUUCCGAUCUACCAUUCCAAUUCUCCGCUGCACUCGAAGCCUAUUGCUCUAUACUUUUCCAAUGUUCUCAGCCGUGGCUGUUAUUUUCCGGCGAGAGCAGCAUUCGGCGGCUACAAGUUCCUUUCCGUUCGACGUAUUCCUGAUUUUUGCCCGGUUAAGAGCAUUUCUUCUGCGUCGUCUUCUGCUCAUAUGGUGGAGUGGAACGAAGCUGCUUCCGGCCCCGAAGCCACAAGUGAGAUCGAUGAGAAAAAUUUGAGAGAGGACGACGAGGACGAUAUUAUUGCCUCUGCCUCUGCGGCUAUCCCUGUUAGGGCUUUUUUCUUUUCGACCAGAGUGGAUUUAAGGAGCCUGAUUGAUCAGAACAAGCAGAAUUUUGUUCCUCCCACGUCCCGUAUGACCAAUUAUGUUGUUUUAAGAUUUGGCUGCACCAAAACAAAUCCUAAUGAUUCAGGUUUUGGUUUAAGUGGCAAUGACUGUUGUUAUAUGGUAGUUUUCCAUUAUGGUUCAAUCGUCCUGUUCAAUGUCCGUGAUCGUGAGGUUGAUGGUUAUCUAAAAAUCGUUGAAAAACAUUCUUCUGGCUUGUUGCCUGAGAUGAAGAAGGAUGAGUAUGAGGUGAAAGAGAAUCCAAAUUUAAAUACGUGGAUGCAAGGUGGGCUAGACUACAUUAUGCUGCAUUAUUUGAAAAAUUGAUGGCAUCCGUACAAUUGGCAGCGUUCUGGGCCAAAGUUGAUGGAAUGGUUGCAGAGUUUACAGAUAUCAACAGAGGAAUGGAAAAAACUGGCACUUUUACCAUGGAGCGGAAAAAGCUUUUCCAGUUGGUUGCAAAGGCAAAUUCUAAUCUUGCUGAUGUUAUCCUUAAACUUGGGCUUUUCGAAAGAUCGGUCAUUGCAUGGAAAGAUGCAAAAUAUGCUCAGAUAUGGGAAUGAAUACCUGAGAGAUGAAUUCGAGUUGACUCAGAGAUUUGCCAGCCUUGAUUUCAAGUUGAAAUUUGUUGAGCACAAUAUAAGGUUUCUUCAGGA